Molecule: messenger RNA, 8016 nt
Organism: Aegilops tauschii subsp. strangulata
Lineage: Eukaryota; Viridiplantae; Streptophyta; Magnoliopsida; Poales; Poaceae
Source: RefSeq, a predicted model, not a curated record
CUCCUGUUGCAUGCUGCUCGCAAGUUCUGUCGUCUGCAUCAUGUCAAAAGUAAAAACCAAAAAGCCCAUAAACCUGACUGAUCCGCUACCGAACACGUCGGCUUGGAUGGUGGAUAAGCAUGCAUGGGAAUACCUUGUAGCUUUGCCGCACCAUCCAUCUCAUCGUUUGAAGGUUCACAGCCUACAACUUACCAAUAAAAAAAAUGCGGUAUGUUGUACAUGAAGGUGAACACCCAUAUUUAUAAAUUAUGGCAUAUGAAAUGCGGAUGAGUCAAUACCACGGGCAUCUUGUGCUACAAAUGUGCCACAAUCGAGUGUUAGAUUACUCGGAGCCGACAACGAAGCAUCAUGAUGGUCUCCAACCCGUAGCGAUCUUGAUCCAUCUGUAGAGUUGUAACCAGAAUGAAAAUAAGACCAAUGAUACAUAGGCGACAUACUAUGCAGGCAACAUUCUUGGCAUAUGAAAUGAGGAUGAGUCGGUACCAUAUUCAUUUUGUGCUUCAAAUGUGCCAGAAUCCACUGUUAGAUUACUUGGAGCCGACAACGAAGCAUCAUGAUGGUCUCCAACCUGUAGCGAUCUUGAUCCAUCUGUAGAGUUAUAACCAGGAUGAAAAUAAGACCAAUGAUACAUAGGCGACAAACUAUGCAGGCAACAUUCUCUCCAAUCUUCAUACAAUCUUAUACCUGGAACCGUCGUGACCCUCUUGGCAUCCUGUUGCUGGAAAAAAACUACACAGCCGAAUCGUUUUUUUAUUUCUGAAACAAGAUUUCUAUUGCACAAGCCUUCUGAAACAGGAUAGUGUUUUCCAUUUCUUAAAGCUCAAAUCUUGUUGCGCAAAAUUGUAGAUCAAAAUUAGUGUCUGCAUGUCCUGGAUACCUAGCUAGCUAUGUUCCAGUUUGACAAUCAACUUUGUAGAUGCUCAGUUUGACAAAGUUUUUAUAAGAUGUUUAAUUUUUGGAUGGAACAAAAAAGGAAGCAUAGUUGAAAUGCAAUGCAAUCAGACUUGUAAAGGUCUUGCAUUGCACAAAAUGCUAAGGAUGAGGCCAGAAGAAGGUUCAAUGAAGUGAAAAAAUUACUCCUUACUUGGUCUGCAUGCAGUGAUCGACUACUGGUUUGCUUGUCAGUUGUUCUGUUUCCCAUAGAAGCUGCAUCUUUCUAGAAGCUGCUACAUCAGAUUAACCUGGGAAUGAAUCUCAUAAAUUCUAUUCUGAUGAGCACUACCUGCCAACCUUAUUUAAUAUGGUUGAUCCAACCGGAGUCGCGAAUUGGUCAGUGACACGUGUUGAUUGCUCUGAAGGAAAAUGACAUCCCUGUUGACACAAGCUUUGAACUGCUUAAAAGUAUAGCGUAGUGGGAGGUGCGCGGCGAGCUGGAUCUAGGGCGAGGGGUGCCGUCUAGGCUUCUCGGCGUAGCGGAUGGAGGCCAGGAGGGGAUCGAAGGGAGGUCGGCCACCCAUUCCAUCCCCAAUUACAGAGCAGCAGCGGCUACAGGGCGGCGGCGUGGAGCUACCGGCGACGGCUCGCGUCCGCAGCGGCUGUGUACUCUCACCACACAAACACCAAUUAUUGGCCAGAGGAGGAAGAGGAGGAGAUGGAGACGGCGAUCGGCGCGGCAAGCUGGCUCGUCGGCAAGGUGCUGAAUAAGCUGUCCAAUGACUUGGUGUCCUCGUAUGUGGCAAGCACCGAGCUCGGCUUCAACUCCGAGCAGAUCAAAACCAAGCUCAAGUACAUGCAAGGACUGCUGGAUGCGGCUCAGGACAGGGAUGUGAGCAGCAACCGUAGCAGCAACCGUGGCCUGCAGAGCUUACUGGAGGACCUGAGCAACAAGGCUGAUGAGGCUGAGGAUGUGCUGGACGAGCUCCACUACUUCAUGAUCCAGGACAAGUUGGACGGCACCACGGAGGCAGGCCCGGAUCUGGGCGAUGGCCUACGUGGCCAUGCUCUCCAUGGUCGCCAUGCUGCUCGCCACACAAUUGGUAACUGGCUUCCAUGCUUUUCUUGCUCACGUUCUCGUACACAAGAUGAUGGUUGUGGUACUGCUAUUGCUAUUACCAGUAACCCACACAAUGCAACCAAGUCUGAUAGCGGUGAUGAUGGUGGCUGUGUUCUGAAGUUGAAAUUCGAUAGAGUGGCCAUGUCCAACAAAAUCAAGUCAGUAAUAGAGAGCAUACAUAACCUGUGUGAUCCUGUCUCCGACUUGCUGAAUAAAAUCCCAAAUAACAACACAACUAUCACCGUCCAAAGGCUCCACACGGGUUCAACAGUUGCACAAGAUAAACUGUAUGGGAGGGGUGCCAUUUUUGAGAAAACUAUAAAUGCUCUGACCAGUGGCACAUAUGAUGGUGAAACCCUUUCUGUUCUGCCUUUUGUCGGUCCUGGGGGUAUGGGAAAGACAACCUUCACCCAACACUUGUAUAAUGAUAAAAGGGUUGAGGAGCAGUUCACUGUCAGGGUCUGGGUGUGUGUCUCAACUGAUUUUGAUGUGCUCAACCUCACCCGACAGAUCCUUAGAUGCAUACCUGCAAUUGAAAAAGAAGAACACAAGUGUACUGUCGAGACUGCCAAUUUAGACCAGCUUCAGAAAUCCAUUGCAGAGAGACUGAAGACCAAAAGGUUUUUAAUUGUCUUGGAUGAUAUUUGGAAAUGCAAUAGUGAAAGUGAUUGGAAUAACCUUUUAGCUCCAUUUAAAAGGGGGGAAACAAAGGGCAACAUGGUUCUUGUCACCACUAGAUUUCCCUCUAUAGCACAUAUGGUGAAAACAACUGAUCUAGUAGAGCUGCAUGGUCUGGAGCCUAAUGACUUUUUGGAAUUCUUUGAAGUAUGCAUAUUUGGUCAUAGCAAACCUGUGCAUUAUGAAGAUGACCUAAUUGAUGUUGCAAGAGACAUUGUUAAGAAACUAAAGGGUUCACCACUAGCAGCCAAUACAGUUGGUCGGUUAUUAAGGAAUAACAUUUCUCGGGAAUAUUGGAUUAGAGUUCUGGAAAAGAAUGAGUGGCAAAAUGCAAAAAAUGAUGAUGAUAUUAUGCCUUCUCUGAAAAUUAGCUAUGAUUACCUCCCUUUCCUACUAAAAAAAUGUUUUUCAUAUUUUGCUCUGUUCCCUGAAGAUUAUAAGUUUUAUAAUUUGGAAAUUACUAGCUUUUGGACUGCCAUAGGUAUCAUAGACUCUAGUUACCAAAACGAUAAUAAUUAUUUAGAGGAACUAGUAGACAAUGGUUUUCUCAUGAAGGGAGUUGAUAGGUAUGAUGAUCAAUACUAUGUGAUGCACGAUUUAUUGCAUGAACUAUCCCGUAAUGUGUCGUCACAAGAAUGUGUCAAUAUAAGUAGUUUAAGUUUCAGUGCUGAUAACAUCCCACAAUCUAUUCGACAGUUAUCAAUCACCAUAAAUGAUACAUAUGAUGAAAGUUUUGAAGAAGAAAUGGGUAAACUGAAGGGUAGGUUAGACAUUGCAAAUUUGCGGACUUUGAUGAUUUUUGGGUUAUGUAAUGCAAGCAUAGCUAAUGUUUUGAAAGACACAUUUGAGGACUUGAAGGGCCUCCGAGUAUUAUUUAUAGCAAUCAACAUGCCAACAUCUCUGCCUAACAACUUUUCAAAACUUAUCCACCUUCAAUACCUUAAGAUUGGUUCACCCUAUAACUUAGAAAUGACUUUACCUAGCACCUUGUCUAGAUUUUACCACUUAAAAUUCCUGGACCUACAAGCUUGGAAUGGUAGUAGAAAGUUGCCUAGAGACAUUAGCUGCCUUGUGAAUUUACGCCAUUUCAAUUCUUCCAAAAAACUCCACUCCAAUAUUCCCGAGGUUGGAAAGAUGAAGUGCUUACAAGAGCUAAAAGAGUUCCAUGUUAAGAAAGAGGGUGUUGGGUUUGAAUUGAGAGAGCUGGGGGAACUGGGAGAGCUAAAAGGAGAACUCCGCAUAUGCAAUCUUGAAACUGUGGCGUCCAAGGGGGAAGCUAGUGCUGCUAAACUGAAGAAUAAAAAGAAUCUGAAAGGGUUGAAAUUAGUUUGGGGUACGGAGCACCAAACCAUAGAUGAUGAUGUUCUUGAUGGUCUUCAACCACACCCUAAUCUUAGGGUGCUUGGCAUUAUAAAUCCUGGUGUUGCACCUUGUCCUAGAUGGUUGUGUGGUGACAUUAGCACAAAAAGGUUGGAGUCUCUUCAUCUGGAGGGUCUUUCUUGGUGUCCUCUUCCAGCUUUUGAGCAGCUACCACACCUCAGUAGUCUCACUUUGAAAAAUAUUGCUGGGUUGAGUGUGUUCGGGCCUGGCUUUAGUGGUGUUACAGAAAGAAGCUUCAUGCACCUGAAGACACUUGAGUUUGAGAAUAUGCCAGAGCUUGUGGAGUGGGUCGGGGAACCUAAUAGCCAUUUGUUUUCAAGGCUUGAAAGCAUCAAGUUUGGAGGUUGUCCCCUUCUCAGCUUGUUUCCCUUCUUGGAGUGCUCUGGCCUAUUUACCAACCUGUGUAGUCUUCAUAUCGAAAACUGCCCCAAGUUGUCUCAGUUCCCACCCAUGCCUCACACCUCCACAAUAACAGAUAUUCAUGUGAAAAAUGAUGGGUCAGAGCUAUUAUAUGAUGGUCAGGAAUUGCGCAUUGAAGGGUAUGCCGGUGCUUUGACUUUCCACAGUAUGGACAAAGUAGAGGUUAUGCAUAUUACAGAUGUGUCACACAUUUCCUUUUCAGACCUCCAAAAACUAAAUUCAUUGAGAAGUUUAUAUUUCAAGAAAUGCGAUGACAUGUUUUCUGCAGAAAUGGCUGAUAGUGUUGUCAUCUGUUCAGUUCAGAAACUUGGUAUACAGGAAUUAUGUAUUACUGGAGAAUUGUUCUCAAAGAUUUUGAAGUGUUUCCCGGCCCUUUCCCAGCUUACCAUGGGAGAGUGUAAGAGCCUUGAACUUCUGCCUGUGGAGGAUGGAGGACUCUUGGGCCUCGAGAUGCUCCAAUCAUUUACAGGAUACAAUUGUGGGAAGUUGUUCUCUCGGUGGCCCAAGGGAGAAGCAGGUGGAGGAGCUCGCGCCAUCAAGCCUUUCCCUACUUCCCUCAAGGAACUUAGGAUUUUCUUAGAGCCAAGCAUGCAGUCAAUGGGUCUGCUCUCAAACCUCACGUCCCUCACCAGUCUGACCCUGUCAAGUUGUAUGGAAUUGACAAUGGAUGGGUUCAGUCCUCUCAUCACAGUCAACCUCAAGAAAUUUGCCGUAGAUGCUAUGUAUUCGAAGCAAGAGAACAUGUCUAUUGCAGGGGAUCUGCUGUCAGAGAUUGCAAGGAGCAAAUUAGUGCGUGCAGGUUCUUUCCAGCUGGAAGAAUUUUUGGUGGAUAGCAUCUCGGCAGUGCUUACUGCUCCCAUCUGCAGCCACCUUGCCGCAAGCCUCCACACAUUGAUGUUCAGUUCUGAUGAGCGGGCAACAACCUUCACGGAAGAGCAAGAGCAAGCUCUGCAGCUCCUCACCUCCCUCAAAAAUCUAGAAUUUCAUGGUUGCAAGAACCUGCAGUCGCUCCCUCAAGGGUUACGUGACCUUUCUUCUCUGACGAAACUAACGAUCGGUAUUUGUGAGAAAAUCCUAUGCAUCCCGCCAGAGUGCUUCCCCGCUUCACUGAAAGGGCUUGGAGUAAUAUCUUGCAGUCCCGAGCAAAUUGAGCAAGCCAGAAAACUGAAAGAAAGUGACCCAUGGUUUUUUGUAAGUGUUGUCUCCCCCUUCGAGACAUACUGAACUAAAUUAACCAGGGAGCUCGUGCGCGGGGGAUCUGGGAAUGGUGGGAAUCUUCGCCCCUCUCUCUCUCUCUCGACCGUCGCCGACGGUGGGGUGCGAGGGCGGCGGUGGAGCGGAACUAUGGCGGCCAGCGGGGGAUGGUCGCGGGGUCGCACAAUCGCAGUGAGCUGGUCGUGAUCAGCCCCCGACCGUGGUGGCCCCCGAGUUCAACUAUAGUAGGCGAUUGAAUGGCAAAGGUCCAGAGUGGCAGCUGCAGGGUUAAGGAGAGGACAUUGAUUUGUCUUCAUCAUCAUCUUAUUCCUCGGCUGACAAGUGAGCAACAGUUGUUUUUGUAGGAAUGCCUGUACCUAGCCUGGAUUAAUGCCUGUACCAAAUUUCAAAUUGAUCAGGUGCCUCUCUUGUGCAUUAAUGCAUUGAUAACCGUCUUCAGACUUCUGGAUAGACUUCUUAAGAAACACUUGCAGUGAUGUAGAUGUAUCCUGUCAGCGUUGUGGAGCUAGGUAGAUUAGGAUCACAUACUCAAGUCAAUCUGCAGUUAGGAUGUGGCAGCUGCACGAUUUCACUUUUGAGCAACGUUAUCAAGUUUAAUCGUUCUGUUGGUAGCAUGAUUUCAUUCUGCAAACUGUGCCUCAUUCGGAGAGAAACAACAGUUCUGAUGGUAGCUUUCUCACAAUUCCAAUGUUGGAGCAGUAUCAAACAGAAAGGGAGGAUCAUCCCAUCAAGUCAUCAUUGCCUUUAUUAGUUCAGUGCCCUAUUUUCUUCAACUCGCAAGUAGGAACAGUCAUGGAAACAUAUAAUCUGAAGCUUAAAUUGGUGGUAGAUCCUCUAGUUAACAGAGUCACCAGUCAUGUAUAGUAUCUGCUAUGCAGUGGAGGGUGGCAAGCGCUUUCGUGUGUUUACACAACAAAUCGCUGAUGCUGACAAUUGAUGACAACCGCAUCGUCUGCCUUUGGUGUGCCCGCCCGCUAGCCAAGUGCUCUGCUACUCCCCUGUAGUCCCAACUCGCAUGUUCGACUCCGGCAGGGCAUGUCCCACGUCACCGGUGUAAUUUGGGAUGCUGACAAUUGCAACCGAAGGUGAAUUUUGUUUCUCUCGCAAUUUUAGCAGAUUUGCAUUCAGAACAACUGCAGCAAAGGUGUGUUCUGAAGGAGGAGCUGUUCUGAAAGAGAGGUUUUCCUCUCAAUUUACUAACCAAGCCCUGGAAAAGAAAAUCUGAGCCCUCUCUUGUUUGGGAACCCGGUCAGCAGGUCCACCAUUAGUAAGCAAAUUAAGUUCAUAAGGAGGAACGACGCGCUCGCUGUGGCCUGCUUCUUCCUGACCGGCGAACCAGGUCACCCUCCCGUCCCUCGCUGACGUGUUACGCUCCAUGGACAAUUGCAACCAAUGGGGACUGUGAGCUCUCGCGGUUGUCAUUGCAUUCAGGACCUAAGCUCUUCCAUCCAAAUAAUAAUAGCAAUGGAAGAUCUUCUGAAGCAGCAAUUCCAGGAAGGUUUUCCGCCAACUGUGCUCCCUACUGGGGUGGCUUGUGAUGCCACUUGCUCGAUCGAUGCUAACCCCAUCAUCUGCCUCUGGUGUGCCCGCCCGCUAGCUGUGUGCUCUGCUACUCCCUGUAGUCCCAACUUGUACGUCCACCUCACGGUCUUCGACUCCGGCACAGCAUGUACGCACGUCGUCGGAGUAAUCUGAGGCCGAGACCGAGCUGCUGCAAAUUCGACAAAUCCUCCAUGAAGCAAAUGAAGCAGGAACAGCUAGUCCCUACAGUAGGAACAACUAUCUGAUCAGAUAUUCCGAAGUUCAAAGUGGUAUCCUCUUCCGUGUCCAGGAAUCCGUGCCCGAUGCUGUGGAGCGGCAACUGCUUCUAUGUGUACCACACCCGUGAUGUCCACCGCGUCAUGCAUUCACCCGCGCGCUAGCUCUGUCCACCCCCUACGUACUCCGUCUCCUACGUCAACAACCUCGCCAUCUUCAACUCCAGCACUGCCUGGCCCCACAUCGCCGGCGCAAUUUGUGGCCAACACCGAGCGGCAUGUCCAUCUUUUGCAUGGUCAUCCUCCAGGCCCUGGCGUUCUGUGCAAGCAGAAGCUAGCACAUGCUAAUUUAGCUCCAACGGCGUGACACCUUCAGUGCAGUCGUUACAUAAACGAGACUUGGCAGGCAUGAACAUUGAUCAUCACCUUCCUUGUAAAAGAAGGCACAACAGUUCAUCAUGUAGACACUAAAUACUCACCGCAAGGAAUAUAUAUUAUGUACGGAACACCGAGACACAAGAAAGAUCGUGUUGACAACACCAAGACAUCAAAGGAACGUGUCUCGUUUGAACA